GUUUCACCGAACAGAAAAAUCAAUCAAAUCCCCCAGUCAAACCGCAACCUCAAAGGGAGUUUUAGUCCUUUUAAAAUACGCGGCACCUUUAUUUUUGCUUUCUUCAUAAUUUUCCAAAUUCUCUCUUCCUUGAAUUCGAACAAGUUCUGCUCCUGAGAUCGGCAAUCAGAAGCCAAAACCGAAAAAAAUAAAAUAAAAUAAAUAAAUAAAACAAACAGAAUGGCCAAGGCGGAGCAGCCGGUGGUUGGAGUUCCAUACUUUGUGGGGAUGAAUCCGUACCAGGCGGGAAUGGUACCGCCCAACGCCGUAUACGGUGAUCCAAAGGGAAUUCCGAUUCAGCAAACCAUGUAUCGAGAUACUCCUGCUCCCUUUAACUGCCCUUUCUGUGGUAAUUCCGGACUCACCGUCGUCAGAUCUAAACCUAGUCUGGCAGCUGUUGUUGGUUGCAUGAUGCCCUUUAUGCUCGGAAUCUGCUUCCUUUGCCCUUCAAUGGACUGCCUUUGGCAUAAGUAUCAUUAUUGCCCAAAAUGCACUGAAAAGGUUUCUAGUUUUGAGAAAUCAGAUCCAUGUGCAGUGGUGGAUAUGCCCCAGUGGAAGCAGGAGAGUUUUGCUGUGCCUGCAUGAUAUGUCGAGUAAAAGCAUUUUGCUUUUGUGUUUAAUGCUUUCUAUUUUUGCUUUGCUGAAAACUAUUGUCUAUACUAGAAACCAUGAACAAAAGGUAUUAGUGCAUAUAUCUUGAAAUGGUAUUUAGACUAAGCUCUACUCUAUAUGUUGUCAUACUGCAUGUUUGCAGUAUUAGACUCAGUUGCAACCCUGUUGUGAAUAAUUUUUCCCAUAAUACAACAAUACAAUUGUUAUGUAAACAUAGAUGAUGCUUCUGAGCCUUUCACGUU
This is a messenger RNA of Theobroma umbraticum, 893 nucleotides long. RefSeq names its product GSH-induced LITAF domain protein (gene GILP). The record is from RefSeq and is a predicted model, not a curated record. NCBI's taxonomy places the organism in Eukaryota, Viridiplantae, Streptophyta, Magnoliopsida, Malvales, Malvaceae. Gene Ontology annotation, molecular function: zinc ion binding.